AUGUCAAAUUACUAUAGAAGAGCACACGCGUCUUCUGGUUCAUACAGACAACCCCAGGAACAGCCUCAAUAUUCGCGUUCUGGUCACUAUCAGUAUUCAAACGGCCAUUCUCACCAACAAUAUUCUAGUCAAUAUAAUCAACGUCGACGUUAUAACCAUAAUGAUGGUACAAGGCGACGCUAUAAUGACGAUCGCCCACAUAGUUCAAACAAUGCAAGUACGCGACAGUACUAUGCUACUAACAACAGCCAAAGCGGCCCAUAUGUAAAUAAGAAAUCUGACAUCAGUAGUCGGAGGGGCAUGUCUCAAUCACGGUAUUCAAAUAGCAAUGUUCACAAUACAUUAGCGUCUUCGAGUGGAUCUCUUCCCACAGAAUCUGCUCUGCUUUUGCAACAAAGACCACCUUCAGUUUUGAGAUACAACACAGAUAAUUUGAAGUCUAAGUUUCAUUAUUUUGAUCCCAUAAAAGGCGAGUUCUUCAAUAAGGAUAAGAUGCUUUCGUGGAAGGCUACAGAUAAAGAAUUUUCUGAAACAGGUUAUUACGUAGUCAAAGAGUUACAAGAUGGACAGUUUAAGUUCAAAAUAAAACACAGACAUCCGGAGAUAAAAGCAUCCGACCCACGUAAUGAAAACGGUAUCAUGACUAGCGGAAAAGUGGCAACCCACAGAAAAUGCAGGAACUCACUAAUUCUAUUGCCUCGCAUAUCUUAUGACAGGUACUCCUUAGGGCCUCCCCCUUCAUGUGAAAUAGUUGUCUAUCCAGCGCAAGAUUCAACAACAACCAAUAUCCAAGACAUAUCAAUAAAAAACUAUUUUAAAAAGUAUGGAGAAAUUUCUCAUUUUGAAGCAUUUAAUGAUCCUAAUAGCGCUUUACCUUUGCAUGUUUAUCUUAUAAAGUAUGCCAGUUCUGAUGGAAAAAUUAAUGAUGCAGCAAAAGCAGCCUUUAGUGCCGUUAGAAAGCACGAAUCUUCGGGUUGCUUUAUCAUGGGCUUCAAGUUCGAAGUGAUUUUAAACAAGCAUUCCAUUUUGAAUAAUAUCAUUUCUAAAUUUGUUGAAAUAAAUGUCAAAAAGCUACAGAAGUUACAAGAGAACCUGAAGAAGGCUAAAGAGAAAGAAGCAGAAAACGAAAAAGCAAAGGAAUUACAGGGCAAAGAUAUUACCUUGCCCAAGGAACCUAAGGUAGACACAUUAUCUCAUUCGUCCGGAAGUGAAAAAAGAAUUCCAUAUGAUCUCUUGGGGGUAGUUAAUAACAGACCUGUUUUACAUGUCUCCAAAAUAUUUGUUGCCAAACAUAGGUUCUGCGUUGAGGACUUUAAAUACAAGUUAAGGGGAUACAGAUGUGCGAAAUUUAUUGAUCAUCCAACUGGUAUCUAUAUUAUUUUUAAUGACAUUGCCCAUGCGCAAACAUGUUCGAAUGCAGAGUCAGGAAAUUUAACAAUAAUGUCUCGGAGCAGAAGAAUUCCUAUUCUAAUAAAGUUUCAUCUCAUUCUCCCUAGGUUCCAAAACAGAACUAGAUUCAAUAAAUCUAGCUCAUCUUCAAAUUCUACAAAUGUACCUAUAAAAUACGAGUCCAAAGAGGAGUUCAUUGAAGCUACAGCAAAACAAAUAUUAAAAGAUUUGGAAAAGACUUUACAUGUUGAUAUUAAGAAGAGAUUGAUUGGUCCUACGGUAUUUGAUGCUUUGGACCAUGCAAAUUUUCCUGAAUUGUUAGCUAAAAGAGAACUAAAGGAGAAAGAGAAGAGACAACAGAUUGCAUCUAAAAUUGCUGAAGAUGAAUUGAAACGUAAAGAAGAAGCCAAAAGAGAUUUUGAUUUGUUUGGUUUAUAUGGUGGCUAUGCAAAAUCUAAUAAAAGAAAUUUAAAAAGGCAUAAUUCACUCGCGUUGGAUCAUACUUCUUUAAAGAGGAAAAAGCUAUCCAAUGGUAUCAAACCAAUGGCACAUUUACUGAACGAAGAAACCGAUUCCAAAGAAACUACCCCAUUGAACGAUGAAGGGAUCACUCGCGUAUCAAAAGAACAUGAUGAAGAAGACGAAAAUAUGACAUCUUCAUCUUCUGAAGAAGAGGAAGAAGAAGCUCCAGAUAAGAAAUUCAAGAGUGAGUCUGAGCCAACCACCCCCGAAUCUGAUCACCUUCAUGGUAUUAAGCCGUUAGUACCCGAUCAAAAUGGGUCGUCUGACGUACUGGAUGCUUCUUCGAUGUAUAAACCUACUGCUACCGAAAUUCCCGAACCUGUAUAUCCACCUGAGGAAUAUGACUUGAAAUAUAGUCAGACUUUAUCUUCUAUGGAUUUGCAGAAUGCUAUCAAAGAUGAGGAAGAUAUGCUAAUUUUAAAGCAGUUAUUGAGCACAUAUACUCCUACCGUCACACCAGAAACAAGCGCAGCUCUGGAAUAUAAAAUUUGGCAAUCUCGCCGAAAAGUUCUUGAAGAAGAGAAGGCUUCCGAUUGGCAAAUAGAGCUUAAUGGAACUUUAUUUGAUAGUGAACUACAACCAGGUAGCUCUUUUAAAGCUGAAGGGUUCAGGAAAAUUGCGGAUAAAUUAAAAAUUAAUUACCUACCCCAUCGUCGCAGAGUUCACCAACCUUUAAAUACGGUGAAUAUUCACAAUGAAAGGAAUGAGUACACACCUGAACUUUGUCAAAGAGAAGAAUCCUCGAAUAAAGAACCUUCAGACUCAGUUCCUCAAGAAGUUUCAUCCUCUAGAGAUAAUAGGGCAUCAAAUAGAAGAUUUCAGCAGGACAUAGAGGCACAGAAAGCCGCAAUUGGUACGGAAUCUGAGCUGCUAUCACUAAAUCAAUUAAAUAAAAGAAAAAAGCCAGUUAUGUUCGCUCGUUCAGCAAUUCACAACUGGGGUUUAUAUGCUCUAGACUCUAUCGCAGCAAAGGAAAUGAUUAUCGAGUACGUUGGUGAAAGGAUCAGGCAACCUGUAGCAGAAAUGAGAGAGAAAAGAUAUCUGAAAAAUGGGAUUGGAUCCAGUUACCUUUUUAGGGUUGAUGAAAACACGGUUAUUGAUGCCACCAAGAAAGGUGGUAUAGCCCGUUUCAUUAAUCAUUGUUGUGAUCCAAAUUGUACGGCAAAGAUUAUAAAGGUUGGCGGGAGAAGGAGAAUUGUUAUCUAUGCACUGCGUGAUAUCGCGGCAAGCGAAGAGUUGACAUAUGAUUACAAAUUUGAGAGAGAAAAGGAUGACGAGGAAAGACUUCCUUGUUUAUGUGGAGCACCUAAUUGUAAAGGUUUCUUGAACUGA
Molecule: messenger RNA, 3243 nt
Organism: Saccharomyces cerevisiae S288C
Lineage: Eukaryota; Fungi; Ascomycota; Saccharomycetes; Saccharomycetales; Saccharomycetaceae
Gene: SET1
Product: histone methyltransferase SET1
Exons: 1
Coding region: 1-3243 (1080 amino acids)
Biological process (GO): positive regulation of transcription by RNA polymerase II; chromatin organization
Cellular component (GO): nucleus; Set1C/COMPASS complex; chromosome
Molecular function (GO): histone H3K4 methyltransferase activity; histone H3K4 trimethyltransferase activity; methyltransferase activity
Source: RefSeq, marked reviewed